AUGUACGCCGUCUCUAUUUCUUUAGGCGCCUGCAGCGCCUUUGUGGGGGUGACGUACCAAACAGGCACCGGCCCCUCGGCGUCGGUCAGCGUCGUGGCGAACGCGGCCGGCCGCCGCCGCACCCCCACCGUGGCCGCCCUGGCCGGGGAGUGGCUCUUCGGGGAUAACGCCCUGCAGGUCUACCCCCGAAACCCCCACAGGGUCGUCCCGUAUGUAUUCCUUUACGCUGCGGCCGCCGCGGCCCUCCGCGGGGCCUCGCACCCUCCCGACGCCGAGAUGGAAAACGCCGCGCGGUUGCUGUUGCGGUCGGUUGAAGGGGCAUCGCGGGUAAAAUUCUUGGCCCACUGCCCCGUGCAGGAGGAGCACGAGGAGGCGCUGGCCUCAGGCGAAGGCCCUCGCCUUGGGUUUUAUUUCGAGAAGGAAAACGGCGAGGACGUCAUCAAGGAAUUCGUCUCAGCAGAGGACCUCUUUGUGGACUUUUUGAGCUAUAUUAAGGAGCACGUGAUUGACGGCGCGUGUGGGCUGGCCUCUGCCGGUGGGGAUCGUUCACGCAGUAUUUUUCUCACGCUCACUGUCCCCCGUGGGGCUUUUCCGGCCGCGGCCUCCGCGGCGAGCUCUCCCGACCGUGAGUGCUCGCUGAUGUGGCUCCGCAAGGCCGUUCGCGCCUCGACGCUGGGGGGCGUCUGCGGGCCCGUCUCGAUUCUCUUUAACGAUGAGUCAUCCUUGUUUGCAGUGGAAGGCGCCCUGACCUCGACCUCCCCCCAGGCGAACUUCCUUGUUGUCGACUGGGGGGCCCACGGCCUGGCCCUCGAUCACCUCCGCACGGCGGGGGGGCUGCGGGUGCGGCGGGGGGACCACGACAAAGAGGAGGAAGGGGAGGGGGGGGCCCACUUCUCCUCCUCCAUCACCCCCGGCCUCGCCCUGCCGCAGUGCUGCGCAGGGGAUUGGAUCGACGCCGCGAUGGCGGAUUGCGUGGCCGCGCAGUUUAUCCUGAAGAACAGCCGAAUGUUCCCCAUCCAGCUUACGGUGGCCCGUAAAGGAGUGCUGACGCGACGCUUAGCGAACUUCCUGGAUGUUCAAUGCGAUCAGCAGAGUGCGGCGACCAUUCUGGCAGAAUGCAUUCCAGCGCGUUCACUGAACCGUUUAAGGCUAGCUAUCGAGGAGCGGAAAGUGGUACUUAGUACAAAUCCAACUGCACACAGCUCGAGUGUCGAGGUGGAGGCAUUUUAUGAGGGUGUGGAUCUUCAAGACAACCAAACGCUAUCGAGGAAUAAGUUCGAAUCGGCGAUAGGUAGUAUCAAUUCUUUAGCGGGCGUGUUCAACGGCAUUCUUCAUGAAUUCACGGAACGUUUUGCGAAACAACUAAAGAAUUACCCCAUUAACUAUGUUCUCCUUACAGGAGGAAUGCACAAUAUCCCUGCAGUAGUGCAAAUGGUUCAAAAAGCAAUUCGCCAUCCUACUUCACCCUCCGUUUCUGCAUAUUUUGAUCUCCCGGCACUUCGGUUUCUUGACAAUUCUGUUCUUGGGAAUGGUAUCGGUGCCGAUGAGCUUGCGGCUGUCGGUGCUUGUUUUAACAGUUCCCAAAUUGCCCUCCUUGAUCUUCAGAAAGUUGAUGUCCGAAGAAAGCUUUCAAAGCGAAAUAAAAGGAAAAAAAAGAGCAAAGGAUUGGGCACCAUUGCACUUCAGGAGAGCGAAGAGUCUCUUUCCCGGAUAUGGUCGUCUCUAUCCUUAGAAGACGGAGGUGAGGCUGAAGACGACGACGACAACCAUGAACAUACACAUGUGAGGGUUCUCAAACACAAUGUCUAUGCGUUUGUUGGUGAAAACGCCGCUUUACGGUUUUCAAGCCUGACUUUACAGGGCAAGGAAACUGUAGAGCUGGGGACAAGUGAGCUAUCUUGUCUUUUUCCCUACGGCACUCCUCUGCCAUCCAGGGUGAUCAUAGGUCAUGAAGCUUCAGAAGAGUCUCUGAUUCUAUACCUCUUUUCUGACCUUUCUGAAGAAUUAAACUCAGGUGAUGAACACUUUACAAGUAUUCGGGUUCGACCAGUGUAUCUGAAGGGUGUUGUGAUUCCUCCUUUAGACGGGUCGAUCUCUAUCAUUUUGACAUUACGAUGCACCCAGGACGGAGAGGGUGAGGAGCGAGUUUCAUUGGUAGUGGCCACAACUCGGAAGGGCGUGGAUGAUCGCUCUACUCUCUUCACACCACACAACACAAACGAGUGUGCUGUAAUAUUGCUUUAUUAA
Phytomonas sp. Hart1 is the source of this 2247-nucleotide messenger RNA. The record is from the annotation of a GenBank genome assembly. NCBI's taxonomy places the organism in Eukaryota, Euglenozoa, Kinetoplastea, Trypanosomatida, Trypanosomatidae.